GUUUUAAAAAAUAAAUCAGUCCACUUUUUGCCAAUAUUUUAGAUGCCAUUCAAUUCUAAUAAAUUCUCUAUUAAAUAUAAUAAUUGAUUCCAGAAGAUAGUAUGGCUGCAUUAAAUGGACUUGAUACAUCUAUAUCAAAUUCAAAUUCUCACAAAUUUGGGAGUUUAACCUUAACAAAUCCUGAAGAAUUUGUCAUAAGAUUUGGUGGAACAACUCUAAUCAAAAAGAUUCUGAUAGCCAACAAUGGGAUAGCUGCCGUCAAAUGUAUGAGAAGCAUCAGGCGCUGGUCUUACGAAAUGUUUCGCAACGAAAGGGCCAUUAAAUUCGUGGUGAUGGUAACCCCCGAGGACUUAAAAGCGAACGCGGAAUACAUAAAGAUGGCCGAUCAAUAUAUACCGGUCCCCGGAGGUCCGAAUCAUCACAAUUACGCUAACGUGCCACUGAUAGUCGAGGUAUGCGCGAGAGCCGGAGCCGACGCUGUUUGGGCCGGUUGGGGCCACGCUUCCGAAAAUCCGGCCUUGCCCACCGCCCUCGUUCAAUUGGGCGUCGCCUAUUUGGGACCACCAGCCUACGCUAUGAAAGCUUUGGGGGACAAGAUAGCGUCUACAGUCGUGGCUCAGAGUGCCAAGGUUCCCACCCUGGCAUGGAGUGGGUCGGGCAUUAUAAUAGAGAAUCUAGAAACCGCCUGUCUAGAGUCCAAUCGCCACAUGGAAAACACCGCGGAGGAGGACGAAAACGCCUCUUGUAAUCUCAUCCCUCAGGAGCUUUACGACAGAGCAUGCAUUCAUUCGCUCGAACAGGGACUAGAGGCGAGCAAACGUAUCACGUACCCCGUCAUGAUAAAGGCUUCCGAAGGCGGUGGCGGCAAGGGAAUAAGGAAAGUCGUGUGCGAAGAAGAAUUUCCCAUGGCUUUUAAGCAGGUUCAAACAGAAGUGCCUUCCUCCCCUAUCUUUCUUAUGAAGGCGGCGAGCAAAUGCCGCCACUUGGAAGUUCAGCUCCUCGCGGACGUUUACGGAAACGCGAUUUCUCUUUUCGGUAGGGAUUGUUCCAUCCAACGCCGUCAUCAAAAAAUCAUGGAGGAGGCCCCGGUAACUAUUGCAGCAUCUGCCAUCUUGAACGAGAUGGAAAAAUCGGCAGUGCGAUUGGCUAAAAUGGUAGGAUACGUCAGUGCGGGCACGGUGGAAUACUUGUACGAUCCUCUGACCCAAGAAUUCAGUUUUUUGGAACUCAAUCCCAGGCUACAAGUCGAGCAUCCCUGCACCGAAAUGAUUUGCGACAUAAACUUACCGGCCUGCCAAUUACAAAUCGCUAUGGGCUUACCCCUCAAUCGGAUAAAGGACAUACGCCUAUUUUACGGUCUCAACCCGUGGGAAGACGGACCCUUACCGUUAUUAUUCAACGACGCGCCUAGUGAUCAAGUCACCGGAGAAAGGGCUACCAAGAAAAGGGGGGAACCUAGACCUAGGGGGCAUGUUAUAGCCUGCAGAAUAACCAGCGAAAACCCAGACGAGGGGUUUAAACCCAGCUCGGGCCAGAUUCAAGAACUCAACUUUCGGAGCAACAAAAACAUUUGGGGUUAUUUCAGCGUCGCCGCUUCUGGGGGCCUUCACGAAUUCGCCGAUUCGCAGUUCGGCCAUUGUUUUUCUUGGGGGGAAACCAGGGACGAGGCCAGGCAGAAUUUGGUGGUCGGCUUAAAGGAAUUGUCUAUUAUGGGCGAUUUUAGGACAACUGUCGAGUACCUAAUCACGCUACUGGAAACCGAAAGCUUUCAGAAGAACAUCUUUGACACGGAAUGGUUGGACAAAUUGAUAUCGGAAAAAUUUCAAUCCGAAAAACCGGACACCAUGAUGGGCGUUAUUUGCGCGUCGAUCCACGUGGCGGACCAAACGGUUUCCCUGAGCCUUCAAAAGUUUAAGAACGCCCUAUCCAAGGGCCAAAUCCUGCCGGCCAACAGCUUGACUCACACGGUUACGGUUGAUUUGGUGAGGGACAUGGUUAAGUAUAGCGUCCAGGUUACCAAAACUGGACCCAAUACCUACUUUUUGCUGAUGAAUGGUUCCUACAUCGAGAUCGAAGCUCAUAGGUUGAGCGACGGGAGCCUGCUCUUCAGCUUGUACAACCAAUCCUUCAACAGUUAUAUCAAGGAGGAAUCUGGGGGGCGUAAAUACAGGGUGGUUUUAGGUAACAAAACGUGUUGCUUUGACAGAGAUGCCGCCGACCCUACAGCCCUUCGAGCCGUAUCGCCGGGUAAACUCUUGGAAUAUUGCGUCGAGGAUGGGUCAUUCGUAACGAUCGGUCAAGUUUUCGCUCAGAUAGAGGUUAUGAAAAUGGUGGUCUCCCUGAAGGUCGAAGAGAGUGGCAUAUUGCGCUACGUCAAGAGACCAGGGGCCAUCUUAGAAACCGGAACUCUCAUAGCUAGGAUCGAGAUAUCCGAUCCCAAGAAGAUCAAAAGAGCCAGCAAAUAUCUCGGAACAUUCGCCCAGGUCACUCCACCAAUCGCGCCUGCUCCCGCUUUUCAAAAUGUUCUCGGUAGGAGGACCUCUUCCAUAGAUUUCAGGAAGAGCUCUCUAGAAUUUCCUAACAUAGCGGUCGAUACGGAAACCGUCGGCGGCAACGUGGGGGAAGAAAGGCUCAACCGCAUUUUCGAAGGCCUUAAAUCCAAGUUGGAAAACAUGUUGAACGGGUACGAUCUGCCCGAGCCUUAUUUCACCUUGAAGUUGGAAUCCACCGUGGACGCCUUCAUGAAAUGUCUCAGGGAUCCCAAACUGCCUCAACUGGAACUGGAGGAAAUAAUUUCCUCCCUGAACGGUAGGAUUCCGGCCGAGUUACUCUCCCACAUCGUCAGGUUCAAGGUGAGCUACGGUUCCAACAUUACGUCCAUGCUCUGCCAGUUUCCCAGUCAGGGCAUCGCCAGGGUUAUCGACGAAUACGCUGCUCGGUGCUUGGAAAAGCGGAGCGCUAGAGACGCCUUCUUCGCUACCGUUGCUCCAUUGGUUAGACUCAUUCAAAGAUAUCGCAAUGGCAUUAGAGGCCAUAUGAAGUUGAUGGUUCAAAAUCUGCUCAAGCAAUACCUGAAUGUCGAGACAUAUUUCCAAAACGGUUCUUACGACAAAUGCGGUGCCAAGUUGCGCGAAACGCUCUACAAAGAGGAUCCUGAUAUGGCUCUUUCCUGCUUCACCGCCCACGCUCAAUGCGAGAAAACCACUCUGAUAGCGUUGGCCCUUAUAGAUCAUCUUUGCAGAUACGAACCGGGUCUCACGGAUGAAUUGAACAUAAUAUUCGGGCACUUGGCGAACUUGUCGCAAGCGGUAAACGGAAAAGUUGCACUGAGAGCUAGACAAGUUUUGAUAGCUUCUCAUCAGCCAUCUUACGAACUUAGGCACAAUCAAGUCGAAAGCAUAUUUCUAUCUUCCAUCGAUAUGUAUGGUCACGAAUUCUGCCCAGAAAAUUUACAACGUCUCAUAUUUUCGGAGACUGCCAUUUUCGACGUUUUGCCCGAUUUUUUCUUCCACAAAAACAAGAUCGUUAGACAGGCCUCGCUCGAAGUAUACAUACGGCGCGCCUAUAUAGCUUACCAGCUCCAUUGCCUCAUGCAUUACGAGUUGAACGACGAUAUAUGCGUAGUCGAGUUUCAGUUUAUCCUUCCUUCCUCCCACCCAAACAGGGCGAUGGUUCCGGCUCGGCAACAGGAGAGGCGUAUGUCUAGGAUAAACGGCGAAAACAUUUCCGUUUACGCUCAACGCAUGGGAGCUAUGGCAGCUUUCACGAGUUUCGAACAAUUCGAGAAGUACUUCCCUCUGAUCUUAGAAAAGGUGUCAAUCAUGGAUGCCCAUAUACCUAGGUUGAUAGAUCCGGACACUGGCUCAUUUUCUCAAGAGCAGCCGUCCCAAUCCGAGGAACCGAUACUCAUACUCAACGCCGCCAUUAGCCUGACACCUGUCUCUUCCACCCCCGGGUUAUCUUCGUCCACAAAGACCAACGUCCCCUCGGUCCACAUGGAAUGCGCGGCAUCCUUGACUAGCCGGAUCAGGCCCUCUCUGCGAGAAGACGACGCUAUAGCUCUGAAGUUCGAGAGAUUCUGUCAGAGCCAGCGCGACGUAUUGAAGGCCAAGGGCAUAAGGAGACUCACAUUUUUGAUCGUUACGGGUCUAGUCGGGAUCACGCCAACUACACAAGAAGCUCGAGACAACAAGGUCAAUCACCAAAUGUUCCCCAAAUAUUUUACGUAUCGCCUAAGGGACGAUUUCAAGGAAGACAGAGUCUACAGGUACCUGGAGCCGGCCCUCGCCUUCCAGCUCGAAAUAAACCGGAUGAGGACUUUUGAUCUCGAAACGAUUCCCACCGCCAAUUACAAAAUGCACAUGUAUUUGGGUAGAGCCAAGGUGGCCAAGGGGAGGGAAGUGAACGAUUAUCGAUUUUUCGUGCGGGCCAUCGUCAGACAUUGCGAUUUGGUAUCCAAGGAGGCCUCCUUCGAGUACCUUCAAAAUGAAGGUGAACGGAUCUUGCUGGAAGCGAUGGACGAACUGGAACUGAUAUCUUGGCACCCCGACGCCAAAAAGGCGGACUGCAAUCACAUUUUCCUCAAUUUCGUGCCGACCGUCGUCAUGGACCCCAUCAAGAUCGAGGAAAGUGUCCGGGGAAUAGUGGACCGGUAUGGCCACCGGCUUUGGAAGCUCAGAGUUUUGCAGGCCGAAAUCAAGGUGGCUGUUAGGUUGACCUCUGUCAGCAAACCCCUUUCCCUGAGAAUAUUUGUCACCAACGAAAACGGUUAUUACGUAGAUAUCAGCACCUACCAAGAAGUCACCGACCCUACUACCGGCCAGAUAAAAUUCGAAGCAUACGGCCCCGUCAAAAAAGGUCCUCUGCACGGCCAUUUGCUGAGUUCGCCUUACAUGACGAAGGAUCACCUGCAGCACAAAAGGUUCCAAGCCCAAUCUAACGCCACCACCUACGUUUACGAUUUCCCGGACUUUUUCAAGCAGAACUUGAUCGAUAACUGGAAACGGUUUUUAGCAGAUUUAAAGAUCAUUAGAGUGCGUAACGGGGCCAAGACUAAAGAGUCAGAGUCGAAAGAACUUCUUGUACCCUCUUUCGAAGAGAUAGUUAUGCCCGAGAGGGUAGCCAGUUUUACGGAAUUGGUCCUGGACACCAACGACGAACUGGUCGAAUGCGAGCGUCUCCCGGGAGGCAACGAUAUAGGCAUGGUCGCUUGGAAAACUACGCUAUACACUCCCGAAUACCCAAAAGGCCGGGACAUAAUAGUCAUAGCGAACGACAUAACAUUUAAAAUCGGUUCUUUUGGCACCCGGGAAGAUUUGCUCUACUACAAGGCGUCGGAGCUGGCCAUGAAAUUGAAAAUUCCCAGGCUAUACAUUUCUUCCAACAGCGGCGCCAGGAUAGGUAUAGACGAGGCCCUCAAAAACAAAUUCAAGGUUGCGUGGGAAGAUGAACGCGAUCCGAAUAAAGGCUUCAAGUACCUCUAUCUCAGCCCCGAAGAUUACGAAAAAGCCAAAAAUAACAACUCCAUCAUUGCUCAACCUGUGAAAGUUCCGCUCAAACCUAUUUACUGUAACGGAGAUGUCACGGCCAAAAAUGACAUUCGCCAUGAUACGAGCGAUAACAAGAGAACGGCGGAGGAAUUGCGGUACAAAAUAGAUUGCAUUAUCGGUACACAACCAGAUUUGGGGGUCGAAAAUUUGAAGGGCAGCGCCAUGAUUGCAGGCUGCACGUCUAGGGCCUAUAGAACGAUCCCUACAUACGGUAUAGUAACGUGUCGGUCUAUAGGUAUAGGAGCGUAUCUCAUCCGACUGGGCCAAAGGGUGGCCCAGGUGGAGAACAGUCACGUGAUAUUGACGGGUUCGGCUGCUCUGAACAAACUGUUGGGAAGGGAAGUUUACACUUCCAAUUCUCAGUUGGGAGGACUUCAAAUAACCCACAACAACGGGGUAGCCCACGCCUCUUGCACCAAUGAUUUGAGCGCCGUUGCCCUCUUCCUGAAUUGGAUAUCCUUCGUUCCCAAGGUAACUGGUGAAAAUCUUCCCAUCACACCUCUCUACUUGCUAAAAGAUCCUGUAGACAGACCCAUAGGUUUUACGCCUACCAAUUCUCCUUACGACCCGAGAUGGAUGUUGAGCGGUAAAGACAUUGGCGCCAUAGGUCGCGCCCAUUCUUUGGACUCUUCCGUUUCCCCUUCUACCAAUGGGAAUACUCCUAACUCUCCCGGUCUGAACGCCCCUGCAGAACAGGACCAGCUUCGUGGGUCGAACAAAUUUUUAACCGGAAUCAUGGAUAUGGGUUCAUUCGACGAGAUAAUGAAACCGUGGGCCCCGACGGUUAUAUGCGGGCGAGCCCGACUUGGCGGGAUUCCUCUGGGGGUUAUAGCUGUUGAAACAAGAACCGUCGAGAUAGAUAUACCCGCCGAUCCAGCCAACCUCGACUCCGAAGCCAAGAAAAUAAGCCAAGCCGGUCAAGUGUGGUUCCCGGAUUCGGCUUAUAAAACUUCGCAAGCUAUAAAAGAUUUUGACAGAGAAGGUUUGCCGCUCAUGAUUUUCGCGAAUUGGAGAGGUUUUUCUGGCGGUAUGAAAGACAUGUUUGACCAAGUCCUAAAAUUCGGCGCGUACAUAGUGGACGCCCUCGAACAAUAUUCCCAACCCGUCAUCAUAUACUUACCCCCUUACAGCGAACUGAGAGGCGGGGCUUGGGUCGUGCUAGAUCCAGCCAUCAAUCCCGCCCAUAUGGAGAUGUACGCCGAUAAGGACAGCAGGGGCGGCGUGUUGGAACCGACGGGUACCUGCGAGAUAAGAUUCAGGUGGAAGGACGUUGUCAAAGUUAUCGAGAGACUAGACGAGCAGUGCAAGGAAAUCAAAGAAAAAUUGCUCAGGAAUUCCAAAUCCCAGCCCGAUACCCCGCCCGCACACGAUAAAUCCUCUACCGCCUCUGUCGCCGGUUCCGACAAGAACGCCGAAACCCAGAGUUUGGGAUCCACGUCCAGGGACGAAAAAUCUAAACUACCACAAACGCUUCAAGCUUUGGACGAGUCUAUCAUCAAAGCCUUGAAUCUUGAAAAAAGCAAAGAUUUCAGGGACCAAACAGGCGAGGAGCAAUUGACCUCGGAUGAUAGAGUGAUAUUGGAACGUUUACUCAAGCAGAGAGAGGAAUUCCUUAAUCCCAUAUACCAUCAAGUCGCUGUCGCCUUCGCGGACCUUCACGACAGACCCGGCCGUAUGCUAGAGAUGGGUGUUAUCAAAGAAAUCGUUGAAUGGAAGGAUGCCAGAAAAUUUUUCUAUUGGCGCUUCCGGCGUUUGAUCCUCGAAACGAAUGUUAAAAAUUUGGUUAAAUCUUGCUUGCCCACCCUAGGUCGCCAUGAGAGCGAUGACCAAGCCCACAUAUUGUCGACCAUCCACAGAUGGUUUUUAGAGGACAAAGGAUCCCAAAAGUCGUAUCUCUGGGACGAUAACGCCAGCAUGGUAGACUGGUACGAACGCCAAUUGGAUUCGCUCAAGGGUGACUCUUCGAUCAUACGCGAAAAUAUCGCCGUGCUCAAGAAACAGAAAAUAAUCGAUGACAUGAAAAAGAGCAUAUCUGCCAAUUCAGAGGACGCCUUAGACGUGGCCGUAGCUAUAACCCAAACACUAAACCCACACCAGCUCGAAGAAUUGUCGAAUCUGAUCAAUCAAACCAGGGCCCGCUCUCCUAUCCCCGAUAUUCCUUCCUUACCCGAUCUCCAAACCAAUAGUCUUGCUCAAAGGAAUGAGACAGAAACUCAAACGCUGCCGGAUAUACUCCCGGCUAACAUCGAUAAUUCUAAUAUAACGGGCAAUGAUUGAUUGAAUGACAUUAAUACGGCUAACAUCGAUAAUUUCUGAUAUAACCGCCACUGAUCUAUUCAAGUAACAUUGAUAGACUCAUACAUUUAUGGCGGUUAUAAUCAAUGUCAUUGGCUGCAGUGGACGCCAUUUUAUUGCAUAUAAUUUGACAAUUUAUAAAACAUCGAAAAUGUACAUUUUUACACAAAAAUUUAUUUUACUGUAACAUUGUUUCCCUUUUUUUUCGACGAAUUUUAUUUUGUGUGACAACUUUCGGUCAAUAUUGACACACAUAUUUAGCUACGAAAAAGAGAAAUUCAUCAAGAAAAUAUUCUAUGUAUCUUGAUAAUUUUGAAAAUAUUUUAUGAAUUUAUGUUUAAAUAUCUUGUCCAUAGAAGGCAUAAUUAACAAACAACGAUGAAAUAAUUUUUA
Molecule: messenger RNA, 8237 nt
Organism: Gordionus sp. m RMFG-2023
Lineage: Eukaryota; Metazoa; Nematomorpha; Gordioida; Chordodea; Parachordodidae
Product: acetyl-CoA carboxylase-like
Exons: 51
Coding region: 102-7826 (2574 amino acids)
Biological process (GO): fatty acid biosynthetic process
Cellular component (GO): mitochondrion
Molecular function (GO): ATP binding; metal ion binding; acetyl-CoA carboxylase activity
Source: RefSeq, a predicted model, not a curated record